This is a messenger RNA of Toxorhynchites rutilus septentrionalis, 2578 nucleotides long. It is a transcript of the gene Nct, whose product is annotated as nicastrin. The record is from RefSeq and is a predicted model, not a curated record. Gene Ontology annotation, cellular component: membrane. Gene Ontology annotation, biological process: Notch receptor processing; protein processing. Lineage: Eukaryota; Metazoa; Arthropoda; Insecta; Diptera; Culicidae. The transcript is spliced from 3 exons. The coding region runs from base 185 to 2305 and encodes 706 amino acids.
GUCAAACUUUUAGCUAGCUUUCGUAGAGGUAAAAAUGGAGAGCUGGUAGUAAACAAUACGCUGUUCUCUAGCCGAAUAUAGUUAUUUUUCCUUAAUUUUUCACUACGCAAAAGUACUAUAGUUAUAGUUCUAGGGAAUGCUAGCUGAUUAGUUGUUGUAGCAUUUUUAACCCCACAGUCGCGUAAUGGAGACACAGGGUGUGUUGAGUGUUUUACUCUUUGUAGUACUGAUAAGUCUAGACAAUGCUGUUCACUCCCAAAGAAUAAAAGAUGAUAUGUAUACGCCGAUCAGUGGAGCGCAUUGUUUUCGACGCAUGAACGGAACGCACGUUACCGGUUGCAGCUCGAAGCUGGGUGGUUCCGUGGGCGUUUUGCACUUCAUCACCGCGGCAGAGGAUAUCGAUUUUAUCAUAGAGCACCAUCCUGCUCCACCGUAUGCUCCGGUCAUUCCUCCGCAUCUCUUCACGAGGGACAACAUCAUGAGGUUGCGAGACAGUGGGGGCGAACAUGUGUCCGCAAUAAUACUGAUCAACAAUGCCACCGAAUUGGAUCAGUGCAGUCAGGAAUCGAGAUGCCCCAAUCAGUUCAGCGGAUUAAUCGCUGGCGAUGAUGAGGAGGGCUGCAGUGUGGACCAGCCAGAUAAAAGCUGGAAUCCCUGGGGCACAGGUUUGCUUCUGGAGGACUUUCCUUUUCCCGUGUAUUACGUAGCAGAACCGGAAGAGAUCGGGAAACUGUUCGAUUGCUUCGAGAAGUUCAAUAACUAUGAUUUGAAGAAUCAACACACGAGAAGUCUCUGUAGCAUCCAGAUAAACGCCUUUAUGUCGGCCGCGGUUAAUUCCAAAGUGUGCUUGGGACGGUCUACACUUUUCAAUUCGCUGAGUCCGAUGAAAUUCUGCGACCCAUUACAGGGGAAAAACGUUUUCGCAACUCUAUUCCCCAGGGUUCACGUGCAGCCUGAGAAUCGGAGAGUGGAUCUGUCGGAGAGGAUUAUUCUUGUUUCGACUAGAAUGGACACAACCACGAUGUUCGAUGGUAUCGGACUCGGAGCGAUGGAUUCAUUGGUACCGUUUACGAUUCUAGUGUCAAUAUCUCAUUUCUUGGCAAAGGUCCUACCGGAGCGAAUCAGAUCCUCCGAUCCGAACGUGCUUUUUAUGUUCUUCAAUGGGGAAUCGUACGAUUACAUUGGAUCGCAGCGUUUCGUUUAUGAUCUACAGGAGGGAGCGUUUCCCACUAAAGGAGGAAUGACAAAUCCUGUAGCGCUGGAAAAUAUCGAUUUAAUGAUCGAUAUUGGAACGAUUGAUGAUUUAAAUAAUCUUCGAAUUUAUCAUGCCUCAGAUAUAGCCGCGGUGCCACAGAUAUCCAAAAUUAUCGAACGAGUCAAUCUUUCGAAUCGGCUGAACAUCAAAGCUGAAGCACCGAUAAAGACUAGGAAUUUGCCUCCAGUAUCAUCGCAAUCGUUUCUACGAUUCAAUGCAUCGUUUCCCUCGGUAAUUGUUACAUCUGCUCCCGCCAAUCAUUUCUACCAUUCGAUAUAUGAUGAUAACGAGAAUCUCAAGUUCGUAUACGGAAAUCAUUCCGGAGAGCAAGAUUUCACCCAGUUGGAAAACAUUGCGCAAAAGAACGAAUUUUUCGCGGAAGACUCAGUUCAGAUCCGCCUCCGUAACGUAUCUUCACUCUUGGGCAUGGUCAUAUAUGAGUUGGUUACUGGAACACGUUACGACCCAAAGUUUGGCACUAACAGUGUCCUCAUCGAUGAAUUUCUCUACUGCUUCCUGCACUCUGCAGAUUGUCCGUUGUUUCACGCCGCUGCAAAACCGGAUUCACCUAAACCUUUCCCGGCUCCACCGACGCGGUAUAUAAGUGUUCACUCUACUCUGCCUUCGGAGGCAUCCGGAUGGACUCAUCGCAUCCUAGGGCUACUUGUCGGCCAGAAAGUGAACACAAGUACAAAAACCGAUUGCCAAGCAUUACACCUGCCGUACAAUUGGUACGCCGGCUAUUACGGCCUGGGCGAGUGCCAUUUGACCACCCAGAACUUUACCCAAGCUUUGUCGCCCGCGUUCCUGGAUGACGAUUAUGAUUUCGCCUCGACCCGGUACUCCACCUGGACCGAGUCGACGUGGCGAGAAAUGUCGGCCCGCAUUUUUUUGCGACCAUCCAUGUCGCACGAAUCGUUCACCCUCUCGAUUGGCUUCGUCGUGAUGGUGAUCUCUUUUGUGCUGGUCUUUCUCAUCAACAGCCGUUCGGAGGUUCUGUUCAAUCAGUGUGCAUCCACGAAACCGAUAGCUUCACCCACGCAGUGUUGAGUCGAUUAGUAAUUUUCCAUUUGAGACUGUGACUUGACCAAACGUCCCUACCCUUUCGUCCAUCUAAUAAACCGAAGCGAAGCUAUUUUCGAGGACAAUAGAUUCCAAUUGUUUUCUUUUUUGUUUUAUCUAAACUCAAUCAUUGACAACUCUUCUUUUUAGCACUGAUUUUACUACUCGAUAAAUAAUUUAUCUUCGAACAUCUGAUACUAGUUAGUAAGUAUAGAAAUGUGUAAUAAAUAAGUGACUAAAACCACACCUUACCAUACGCCA